UGGUGCAAUUAGCGGGAAAUGAGUUACUAGAACAACAGAGAUCAAGAAUUCAUCUCAGACCAGGAGACGAUGAGGACGAUGCAGAGAAGAGCUUCUUCCGCCAUAAUUGUUACCAUUGCUCAGUCUCAGGAAGCAGCGGCUUCAUUAGGUACUACUGCUCCUGCUAGUUGUACUACUCUUGCUUCAUUUCUCUCUGCAGUCGCAAACCCUAUACCCCAAUUAACUUUUUACUCUGCUAGUAGUAGUAAAAUUAGGUCGUCUUCUGGAAAAGCUCUAAAAUUUCAAUCUGGUUUGAGGAAUGAUAUUAGUAAUAUCAACAGUCUUGAUGAUGCUCUGAGCUUGUACAAGCAGAUGGUCCGAAUGAGGCCUCUGCCUUCUGUUAUUGAUUUCACUCAACUGCUGGACCGUAUUGUUAAGAUGAAUAAGCAUUAUUGUUCCGUUAUUCACCUGUUUAGGGACAUGUGCGUCAAGGGCAUUCCAGUUAAUGAGUACACUCUCAAUGUUGUGAUUAAUUGUUACUGCCUCGUGGGUCGAGUGGAUUUGGGGUUUUCCAUAUUGGGUGGCUUCUUCAAACGUGGUCUUGUGCCCAAUGUAGCCAGCUUUAGCACUUUACUUAAGGGACUUUUUCGAGAGCAUAAGGUUCCUCAGGCACAAGAAUUGUUCAAAAAAAUAAUAUACAACAAAGUUUGCGAGCCCAAUGAAGUUAUGUUUGGAAUUGUAAUAGAUGGCCUGUGUAAGGUGGGAAACACUCAAACUGCCAUCGACUUCCUCAGAUCAAUGGAAAAAGGACGAAGAUCUUGUAAACCUAAUACAGUUGUGUACAACACUAUCAUUGACAGCUUGUGCAAGGAUAAAAUGGUUGAUGAAGCUCUUGCACUCUUCCGGGAGAUGAUUGAAAAGAGCUUACCUGCGGAUGUUGUCAGUUAUAAUUGUUUGAUUCAGGGUCUCUGCAGCUUAAGCAGAUGGAAGGAGGUCAAAGAGCUCUUCUCUGAGAUGAAGGAUUAUAAAAUUGUUCCGGAUGUCUUUACUUUUAAUAUAGUGGUGGAUGCACUGUGCAAGGAAGGACAGGCAGAAGAUGCUGAAGAGGUAGUCAGCAUCAUGAUUCAGCAAGGUCAGACUCCCAAUCUGGUCACAUACAGUUCCUUAAUGGAUGGAUACUGUUUACAUUGCCGAAUAGAUGAAGCAGGGAGAAUCUUUAAUACCAUGGUUACUAGUGGCCUUACUCCUGAUCUCCAUAGCUAUGCUAUUCUGAUAAAUGCCUAUUUCAAGAACAAGGAAGUGGAAGAAGCCAUGAAUCUCUUUCGAGAACUUCAACACAAAGGUUUAACACCUAAUAUUGUUGUUUAUACCACUGUCCUGCAGGGGUUAUUUAGUGCAGGAAGGUAUCUCAGUGCAAGAGAAGUUUUUGAUGAGAUGCAAGCUGCUGGCCUAAAUCCUGAUUUUCACACUUACUGCGUCAUGUUGGAUGGGUUGUGCAAGACUGGAAAUGUCGAUGAAGCUUUGCAGUUAUUCCAUUCAAUGGAAGUUGAUGGAGUAGAUCUUCAUGUACAAAUGUACGGUAUCAUCCUUAAUGGGUUGUGCAAAAGUAGAAGGCUCGAUAGUGCUCGAGAUCUUUUCAACAGUCUCUGCCUUAAAGGAUUGGAUCCUGAUGUCAGAACAUACACCAUCAUGAUUGCUGGCUUGCUUUCAGAAGGUCUGCUCAUCGAAGCCAAAGAGCUUGUUGAAAAAAUGGAAGAGAAGGGUUGCUUGGCAGAUGGUGCUACAUACAAUGUUAUUCUGCAAGGACUCCUCAAGGGAGGUCAUUAUGACGAUGCAAUGGUCUGUUAUGAAGAAAUGGUUCAUAGAGGAUUCUCACUGGAUGCAUCUACUUUUUCCAUUUUACUUGAUUCAUCUGCUAAAAAUCAGAACGCUAAAAAUCAGAACAAUCCUUCAUUACUAAUGUUGAUGCUGAAGAUUGAUCCCGAUAGCAAGAAGUUCAUGGAUGGAGGACAAAGAGGACCUUCACAUUAGUUGCAACAUGUUGGUCCUGCUGUUUUUUGGCCUUGAGCAAACAUUAAUUAGGUUUGCAUUUGAUCCUGUUAUUAGUUAUCAUCUUUGUUGCAACUGAGCCUUAGUGGAGCUCUCUUGGUGAUAGUUUGUGAAACACCUCAGAGAUCAUCAGUCUGGUGGAGAAGCCGCAUUCCUUAGGGAAGUUCAAUUGUUUGGUGUGGCAAUCCACAGAAUUUGGUGCAAUUAAGUGGAUUUGUACUACUUCUUUUCAAGACUUCUUGUUUGUCUUUUCAUGGAGAACCUCAAUGUGGCAUAUCACUUAAGUGGAGAGGGGUGGAAUUUGUAUUGCAGAGUGUGAAGAUUUGACAUCAGCUCAGACUGGAUAGAAACAAUUAAUCAGGGUUUUGAUACUGCAUGCACUAGUUUGCAAUGGCGACAUGUGUUGCAAAGAGAAUGACCGUAGCAGGUUUUCGGGUGCUGUUAAGAAGAAGAAGUCUUCUUGCUCAUGUUUUUGUCCUAUGGUGGGGAUUUCAAUAAUGCUUUCUGGUACUAUUGGUCGCUGGGGUGGAAAUGAGAGAUAUUUGUUGCUUGUGCCUGUUUUUAUUGGGCUUGAUUUGCAAUGAUAACAAUGACCUUUCAGUGAUUGUAAAUAUUUAUUUGUGCCUACGGCACAUGUCCUGGAGUACCUGCUUGAGCAUUGCAAUCUGAAAAUCGUUCACUGAGAUUUGAAGGCUGGAAACAUCCAUCUGGAUGAUGACAUUGCAGCUUUCUUAGUGGUUACAAAACUACCACAUCACAACUCAAAUCCGGGGAACCAUGGGACACAUUGCCCCUGAAUAACUGUAAAGCCUUUGGAGAUGACAGAUGUAUUUGGUGUGACUCUUGCACAACUUGUAACCUGUCAGUCUGCAAUAAAUUUCUGCUUGAAGAGGACGAGGACGUACUAUUGCUAGAUAAGGCGAGUAAUCCCAUUCUUUCUUGAAAUCCAGACAGACUCGUUCUGCAAUAUGGCUAUAACUCAGGGUUUUGUAUUCCUGUUAUAGUCUUCUGCACAUUAUGAAACAGGUAAGUGCCUUGAUUCAGUGGUGUUGGAAUAUUUAAACUUGCUUAAUUGAUCUAUUUAUUUAGCUUUGUGUCGAAGUUUUACACUAUUUUUCUUGUGUCAAAGUGUUGUCGGUACACUUGUGCAAUUGCAAACUAAUCUGUCUUAGGCAGACUUCGUUUCCUCCUUAAUUUGUUAAUAGGUCCAUUUCUUGAGUUGGUUGUCUCUAGCUUCAAUUCUAAUUAGAAGUUUCUUGUGGUGUCUGUGUCAGUUAUCUUGCAUCCAAACUCUUUCAGACUUACUGCUUUUAUCUGCUACUAUGGCUGCUACGAUUUUGUUCAAGAAGAGAGUAUACAAGAGAGAACCUCCAUGUGCAAGCACUGAAUUGCAUUUCAAGGAAACACCGAUCUAGAUGAACUUUCGUUUAACAUCCAAUCCAAUGCCAACUUUAAUUUAAAAGAGCUUUACCCUGCCAUCAAUUCAAUUGUGAUGCUAGACCAAACCAUUUGGAAAUUAAAUUCAAGUUUAGUUGGAUGUUGAACCAAGUUCAUCUGAAUCGGAGCAAGAAUGGAUAUGCAAUGCCUUUUUGGAGAACUUGAGCUGUCCUAUGAUUUAUCUUCAAUAGUGCCACCAACACCACCACCACCUCCUCCACAAUAAUGUUCUGCUUGAUUGGAUUUUCUCAAAAGUGCAACUUGAUUUUUUAUUUUUGCUGUAUGCUGCCUUAUGUAUAUUUCAUGCAGUAGCCUGAACUUAGUAUUUUUUUCUCUUGUUAUAUGCUGUUUCUUCCUUUCAGCAUUUAGUUCUCCAAAAGGAUCACCUUUCACAACCUUUUGGAUUCUCGUCAUUUGUGGCUGUAGCUCUAGAGUGUAUCAAGUACUCCACCAUUUAGUAGUUUGUUUCUUUGGCAAUUAUGAGUUCUGGAAUUUUUUUGGUAUAUAUCUUCUACUUCGAGGAAUAAACAUCUUCUGCAAAUAAAUUGGCACUCCUUGCCACCAAACCAAAAAAACUUGUUGGUCUGCCUGUUGGUCAGUACAUCCUGGAUGUGUUCUGGUUUUGCCUCCUACAUAUAACAGAAGAAUCAUUGAAUGUUUAGCAUUGCACAAUCUUAUGAAUUGCUUUUUGCACUGCAGUACUACUUUCUGAGUUCUUGUGAAAUUGACAAAAGCUAAGUUAUUGGUAUAUGAUUUGUGUCCUUUACAAAUAUUAUGCCAGCUUAGCUCCAAAAAAGUCCAUAGAAGAAUUCUUUUCCACAGAACUCGUUAAACUUCACACUAGCAUAAAGCAAACUCUCAUGAUUAUGUCUUUAGCUUUAAGGUCAUUUUAUCCCUCGUUCGAAUUGAUGGGAAGCUUUGUCAGGCAUUUUCAUCAAUUUGUCAUCUAUUGGAUAGACAACUAGCUAAGACUUAUUGUGAAUUACAAGAUGUGGUAGAAAGAGAUCAGAAUCAUAGCAUUAGAAAAAUUGAUGAAAGUAUUCAGGGCAAAAAAGUUUGUUGAGGGACUUUCCUUGUCUCUAUUCCUGAUAUAGAUGGUCUCAGUUGAUGCUAAGUAAACUCCUUGCUGUGUCGGACAAAUAGAUGUGUUUAAAUUGGUCAAUAAGUUACUCUUAUGGUUGGAUUCUGUCCUUGCAUACUAUUUGUUUCUAUGUAAAUUUGCGUAUUUGCGGAGUGUGUGAAAUUGGCCAGGGAUGAUGUUAAGUAUCCAUGGACUUGUGAUCAAUCUCCAGAGCAAGAAGUUGCUGAAAGAGAAAAGGCUCGAGGACACCGUGGACAAAAUCUUGCAUGCUUUUGAUGCCAAAGAUAUUGAGACAAUCUUUUAGGUUGUCUUGCUUUGCACCCAAAGCUAUCCAGAACGCAGUCAAAAAAGGCAGAAUUUAUAAGGACGCACCAAGGAGUGGGAUUAUCUGUGGCAUCGGUAGGGUUGGAGCAGCUUGAAGAAGAAAGAUAUCGGGAAGUCUCCCUCGUGUCCUAGCAGUUUUGUUUGGGCUGAUGAAUCUGCACAAGAUCAAAAAACUAUUCAAUUUUCGCAGGCAAGAUAGGUCCUUUGGAGCGCAAUUUGCAUGCGAGAUCAUCAGUGGCCUGUAUACCAAGUUAAUGAAAAACCUCUGUAAUUCUCACCCAUUCAACUACUAUUUCAUAAGUAAACUACCCAGGGCUUGGAGCUGGAAUUUUGUAUGACUCUGUCUAAUUCAACAAGGCUGUAUUGUGCAUAAGAUAUAGGUAUUUUUUUAAAGCAGGAGUUCAGGACUUCGGUCCUAUAGCUCAAGACUAAUAUAUGUAUUAUGUGAAAUUUUGGUGGAAUUUUCCCCUAUACGUUAACAAGUUUGGACAUUAAUUAUC
Messenger RNA from Coffea arabica (coffee), 5370 nucleotides. RefSeq lists its product as uncharacterized. Gene Ontology annotation, biological process: mitochondria-nucleus signaling pathway; chloroplast-nucleus signaling pathway. Gene Ontology annotation, cellular component: chloroplast. NCBI's taxonomy places the organism in Eukaryota, Viridiplantae, Streptophyta, Magnoliopsida, Gentianales, Rubiaceae. The record is from RefSeq and is a predicted model, not a curated record. Gene Ontology annotation, molecular function: protein binding.